This is a messenger RNA of Trichomonas vaginalis G3, 8937 nucleotides long. RefSeq names its product regulator of chromosome condensation family. Lineage: Eukaryota; Parabasalia; Trichomonadida; Trichomonadidae. Gene Ontology annotation, cellular component: cytoplasm. The transcript has a single exon. The record is from RefSeq and is a predicted model, not a curated record. Gene Ontology annotation, molecular function: ubiquitin-protein transferase activity. The coding region runs from base 1 to 8937 and encodes 2978 amino acids.
AUGGGUAGUGGGAUUUCGUCUGAUUCAUCAGGCGACACGCAAACCAUUAAGGCCAUUACAGAUAAAUGCUUUUCCCCAUCCAAUCUUGCCGCUUUGUUUUCGGAAUACAACAGAAAAACAAUUCCAUUGAACCCGGAAGCGAAAGUGGAGCCUUUAUUGUUUUCUAUUCUUAUCGACAAGAUAGUUACCAAUAAAUUUACACAAGAACAGAUCGAGCCGAGCAUUUAUAAUACAAUAACAGACCAAAUAACGCCUUUUCUCUCUCAAGUCAACUUCUUUGCGGACCGGUAUGGGUAUGCGAUUCGAAAAUUACAGUCAAAAUUGCAUAAUGAGCCGAUUGAACACGAAAAAAAUUGGCAAAACGCCUGCCAAUCGCUCAAUUCGGAUAAAAGCUCAGCCAAAGACAUCCCAUUCGUCCUAGGUGCCAUUUUUUCUGUCUUUUUUGGCCUACAGGACGAAAUAGAUAAAGUUUCCGAGAAAGACUUUGACCAAGUCCUUACGAACUUGCUGAAUGUGAUGCUUACAGCUCCGAUCUCAGACAAUGGAUCUAUCAAUCCACAGCUGAUAUCGAAGUUCAAUUCGUAUUUAGUUUCAAAUGCAACGAGGAAUGUAUUCAGCUCCCUCUCAAUUCGUACGAAAAUCAUCGCCUUUCUCCUCAAGGUUGCCGAAAUAGAUGGUGGAAUUACUACAAUUAUCUCCUCUUUAUUCGUGGAAAUGAGUAUUCCACCCGAAUCGCCAAUAGAGAGCUUGCUUCUACCCAAACUCGAAAUCUACCCACAAAUAUCUAAAGAAAACUUCGGUCACUGGAAGAAAUUUUGGAAUAUUGAAUUGCCCGCGAUACAAUCUUUCACUGCAACGCAACAGAACAUAUAUUUUUCGGCAGAUUAUAUUUAUAAAUUAGAUAUCGUCACGGGAAAUCUCGAAAAACUACAGAUCGAAUCGAAAUAUUCUUUAAUUACAAAUGAUUCAUCACAAUUAUACAUUUUUGACAAUGUUAAAUCAGCACUUUCAAUAUACUCACUCGAAAAUUACACCUUUACGAAAGAUCUCGCAGGAAUUUUACAAAAUCCAAAUCAAAUUCGCUCAUUCUUGCAUUUUAAUUCAUUUAUCUACAUUUUAUACCAACUAAACAACCAAACAACUUACGAGGUCGAGGAAUAUUCGCUCGGAGACGAAACAAUGGUUUGUACAAACAAGGGCCAAAUACAGACCCCAUUUAGGAACUGCAAUCUGAUAGCGUUUAACAACGAGAUAUGCCUGAUAUCGCCAGAAAGUAAAACAAUGAUUCCUUUCGCGUUCGCCAAUAAAGAGAUAUCACAAACUAAACAUUCACCAUCGACAAUACUAUGUCCUGACGCAAUAUAUAUUACUAGCUUCGGACAAUAUACUUACACUCUUGAAAAAAUGUCCGGAAAUUACAGAAUGAAAAGAUUUGAUAAUAAAUUCGGUUUAGCUUUAACAUACGAGCCUCUCGUUAAGCAACAGUCAUCAGAGAAUAUCAGCGGGUUCGUGGAAGACAUUAUUUUAAGCUUAAGUUACCAAUUAAUUAAUUUGAUACAAUUUUUAUUCUCAAAACCGAUCCACGAAGCAGAUGCGCAAGCCAAGAAGGCCGUAAACUUCUUUAUCUCGCAGAAUCCAGAGGAAACACUGCUCGCCUGCUUGAAAUUAGGUUGGAAAUGCUUGGAAGAGACGGAAUACUCGGUACAUUUCAGGCAAACGAUACUUUUAUUUAUAUUACAGGUGUUGGUCGUUGCUUUACGGUUCUUUACGUUCAGAUUUCCUUAUGAUUCAAAAGAUGAAACUUUUAUUGACGGAAAUGCGAAAGAAAUCUUCGCCAAAAUCAGGAGAUUUAUCAAGACAAUUGCUCUAAGUGAUAUAGCAACUGAUUCUAUCAUCUCCGCUGAGUUCCAAGUCAUUAAUGCUGGAUUUAAAUAUUUAUACAACCCCUUUUACACAGAUUUUACAGAAUUAGUUAACAACAUUGGUAAGAAAUCCCAUGAAUACGUCGCUGCUGCAAUCCCAUUCCUCUACGGCUCAGUUGCCUUAAUUUAUUCGAUAAAUCAGAACACAGUUGCCAUUUUAGAGAAAUACCAUACUCCUUCUGUCCUGGCCAACCUAUUUUCGAACCAAGUUCCCUUCAUAAAUAACGAACUGCUCUUCAUUACAGGACAUAAAUACAAUGUUGAGCAUGUUUUAGCGAAUUACAUCAGCUCCAUCAUCGAUUACUUCUCAAAUAUCCUCUGCUUUGAGAAUAUCAGUAUCAGACCUCAAGACGCCGAAGAGUUUAUAUUGCAAGUUGUCGCGAGAAUUUUAUCUCUCAACAAAAAGUCAUCAAUUAUAUUCGGAUCCUUCGCAAAAUCGAUUCUGUCGCUCCUGAAGAUAUUUAUAAAGGAGUACAAACAGACAGAUUCGGUCAAAUCCGACGAUGAUAUUUUAUCUCACCCUUUAAACGGAACAACAAGGGUCAGAUACAGCUCCCAGACAUUUGAAACAAUGCACCCAUAUCCGGCCAAGCAAGAUAAGGAAACUCCCUUCGAAAUGUGCGGUGCAUCCGAAAUUAAGAUAGAAUUCGACCCACAAUGUGCCACAGAAGCAACAACAGACUACUUACAGAUUUUUGAUAAGUCAGAAGGCGGCUCCUCGGCCUACAAAACCCUUACUGGACCUGCCGGACCAGGAUGGCCAAGGGAAAUCAUCAUAAACUCAGAUACGUGCAGGUUUUUAUUCCAUUCAGAGGAAUCCACUAGCGAUUGGGGCAUCAAAUGCUUCAUUUCUGCUAAUGUUCCAAUUACAGAUUCUUAUAUCACUCCUAUGGUCACAAUUAUGAUCGCAAACUUACUCUGCUUUGCAUUAGGAUGGAGUAUCGAACAGAUUGCAUCGGUAGAUGAAACAGAAGAGUCACUUCAAAGCCAAAUUCCACCAGAUCACCCAUUAACUGAAGAGCAACAGGAAUUUCUGAACAAAGUGGCCGACCACAAUAACGUACAUCCCAUUGUAACCGCAAUCCGAUCCAAUGUUCGCAUGUUUAACAACAAAAGAAAUCAAACUAACUUCAACGACGACGAAAUGGACUGUCCGUGCAUCGCAGCUGCCUUCAGACAGGCAAACCUUGUAUCAGAGGCCAUGAACUACGAUCCCGCGAAACCUCCGAAAUCAUUCCAAGAUAUAACAUUGAGAUUACAGAGUUUGAAGACACUUUUGAGGCAGAAGAGCCAACCAGUUGUAGGAGACAUCGUCAAACAAGAGGAGAUUGCAGGAGAUAUACGAAAAGCAAUCAUCAAAAAAGCGAAAUACUUUGUCAAAAACGAAUUUCUCGGUAAAACAGUGAUAGAAUUCUUCACGAUACUGAGAUCAUCGAAACCAUUGUCAUACUUCUACGAGAAGAACAAGGAAAUGAAGCAAUACGUCCUGUCAGUGAAAGAAGUCCCUCAAAUGAUUCAAGAAUUCUUAAGUUUACAAAACGUUUUUCACACAGGCAAAAUUGCAUUCAUUUCACAACUGAAGAAAGGGGCGAUUAUCGCAGCAGAGAAUCCAGAGACAUUUGACACUUUGAUUAAUAUGAUUACAGGAAAUGUUCCUAAUUCUUUGAGAUUGUUUAUCAUGAAAACAAUUUUGAUUCACAGGGAAUUAAAUGAAAAACAUCUCAAACAGAUAUUGUUGUUCAUUGUCCAUUUCAAGCCGAAAGAAAUAGAAGAAAACGUGUUCGUGGAAAACAUGUGGUUGUUCAUAUUGAACCAUUUGAUUAAUUAUAAUUUUUCCCCAGAAAUUUUCAAUUUGUUGGUAGAUUUUAUCGUUAAUGAAAAAAGUGACAUUUCUGAAAUGACAAAAUACAAGAUUACCAUGAUAUUGUCAUUGUUGAUUAAUAGUAAUGUUAACAUUGAUGUCAUUAGUAUUCUCAAGAACUACAAAGUUGAUACUCCGAGACAUUUAUGUUCUGUUUUACGUUUGUUUUGUUUCUUUUUGAAGAAUUCGAAGAAAAAUUUGCCAGAAAAAAUUUAUUUCUUGGACAAAGAGUACAAUUUCUACAGUUUCAUCAAACUACUGUUCAUGUUCAUCGCUAAUCCAAUCAUACAAAAGAAAAUCGAUAUCCAAGAAUUCCAAAAAUUUGAAUUACAAAGUCACUUUUUCAUUUCAAGUGAAGCAAUUUUUUGUUUGAGGAAUUUAAUGUCUGAUCCAGUGAACCAAGACCUGAAGAAGCGCGUGAGUUUAGUCAUCAGAGAGUGCUUGGAUAAACAAGAAGCAUCCGAGCAAUUACUUGCUUCCUUCGUCAUUUUGGGAGGAGGAAUGUUGCCUCUAAGUUAUGGUUGUUAUUCAUCAUUGGAAGAUGGAACUGUUUUCUGUGUUUCUGAGAUAGAUCAGCAGUCAUACGACGUGUUUGGUUUCAAUGUUAAUAAUCUCGAGUGGAUGGCUGUGAAGAAAUCAAGAUUGAUGCCUUGCUCGAUAAUGCAAAUUCCAUCAUUCGAAUUCAACAAAAGUAACAUUCAAUUAUUUAAUAACAUUCAUCACAAAUUUUCUGAACAACCGUCAAAAUUUGUGUCAUGUAUCAGAUGUGCAGUUAUUGCAUCAUGUUAUACUUUGCUACCUAUUAUAUUGCAGAAUAAGAAACUAUCACAGGAAUUCGAGAAAUGCGAUGAUUUCAUCACUUCUUUGAUAUCAAUGAGUCCUUUGAAUACAAAUACAGAAAAAUUUGAGACAAUUCCAUCAUUAAUUUCAAGUCUCAACUAUUUCUUGAGUGUUAACAGCACUAAGAUGUCAACAAUGAUUGACGAAAAAGUUAUACAGAAAGAAAUAGAACCUCCUAUUUCUCCGCCACGCGUUAGAUCUAAUUCCAAAUAUUCAUUUGAUGACAGAGAAGUUAAGAACAUGAAUACAGUGAUUCCUUUCUCAAUGAUGAACAAGAGACACAAAGAGUCACCGACAAAAAUGGUUUGUAUUUUCGGAAGUGCGGAAAUAAACGGAAGAAAGUUCAAAUCAAACGUUCCUUGUUUGUAUGUCGGUGAUAAAACACUGAAUUCACAUAUAAAUCCAUUCUAUUUCGAGAUCAAAGUUGUUCAAGCUCCUUUGUAUCAUAUGUCAAUUGGUUUCGCUGAUACGAAAUCUCCAAUGGGUUUCUACAAAUUGACAUUGCCGACAAACGAAAUGGAGUCUCCAAACGGAUUCAGCAAAGUCAUUGGUCCACAGCUGCACAUCCAAAACGGAGACACAAUUGGUGUUGGCUACUCUGAGGAGAAAAUAAUUUUCUUCUACAACGGAACAAAAUUCAGUCAAUCCAUUGAUUAUCCCAACUUCGAAGAAUUCACUCCUUUCGUUUUGGACAGUGGAGGAAAUGGAGAAUACGAGUGCAACUUCGGUCAAGUUCCGUUCAUGAAAGGCGUUCUCCAGGAAAAUCUCUUCGGAUGCGAAAGAUUCUCUCUCGAAAAGUUCACUUACAAAACUAACAAAUUCAAUUUGGAUUCAAUUGAUGACGAUCAAAAUUAUGACAAAAAAGUGUCAGAUUUAUUACCAAUUUUUGAUCCUCCAAACGAAGAAUUUGUUAGAAUUGAGCAAGGCAAGUCAAACAAUGAGUCAAAGACACCUUACAUCAUGAAGACUCCUGUUGAAACAAACAUUUCUCAGAUCUCUUUGAACGGACCAUGUUUAGUUUACAGAAUCAGAAUCAAACCGAGUGAAGCGAACCAAAACGAAGCGAUAAACAUACCGAAUAUCAACAGAUGGAUGUACAACAGGAUGGGAAUUGUCACAGGAAUCACCUCUUCCGCAUACAACUCAUCAGAUAUUGCAUUGGAGUUCUACAAUCCUGCAACAGCUGUGAAAGAAAAAGCAGUGAUAAAUUCAAGGUUCAUAACAAAAGUUGACAGAGAAAGAUACAUCGGAUCAGAUUUCAUGAACAAAAUGAAUACGGAAUCAACAGCGAGUGAAGCAUUGUAUUACACAAGGAAGAUAGCAAUAAGAAGCUCAAGAUACGCUCUUUUAGUCAUGAUUUAUAACAAUCCAGAAUUAAUUGUCAAAUUGUGGAGUUCCGUCAAAAAGAAAUUGUCAAGUUUGUUCUCUGUUUUGACUAUUGAAUUGAACACAUUCACUCAGCAUGUAGAGAUCAAUCCAUUCAUUGUCGACAGCUCCAAAUUUGUUCCAAUGACUGUUCUGAUUUCUGAGAAACUGAAAGAAUUGUUAGGAAAAACAAAUUUGUUGAUUUUCAACGAUUCUAGUUUGCAUUGGUUUUUCUCUGUUAUAAUGAAAUUGGCCAUUCACGGAUUAGAUGGAUCUAAAAUGGCUGAUUCCAGCAACAACUUGUACGAGAACACGAAAUCCUAUUACAAGUUCAAUACGCCGGCAAACACAGGAAACUUCACAAUAGAUCUCACAUUGGAAGAACAAAACGCUGUUGGUUUUGUCGUAGCUGUUCAUUCGGAAAACAAUAUACAGCCAAGUUACGUUUAUUUGAAUGAAAAUGACAUCACUUCACUUGCCAGAGAUGUGAAGUUUCUCACUGGAAACAAACUGCACAUCAAAGGCAAUGGAUCGAUAAACAACAGAAGGAAACUGAAGUUCGCUGUUUUACCAAUACAGUCACACAUGAGCGAACAAUGUUCUAAAACUCCUGUUGGCUCUUUCCACAUUUUGCUGACGACUUUGUCUUACUAUUUCUCAUUCCUCGAGAAAUGUCCAAUGAAAGACGUCAGAGCAGACUUGAAAGAGUUCCUUCCAAUGGCCGUGAAACUGAUGAUGAGUGAUGGAUUGAUAUCGAGAUUGGUCGCUUUCGAAAUCAUCGCUCCAAUUUUGUCAAGAUUGGAUUGGAGUGAAGAUGAAGACGCUUUUUCAACAAAUUCCGAUGUUUCAAAUUACAUGACUUCCUUCGAGGCAUCGAUCAAUCAGAACGACUUCUUAACACCAUCAGCGGAACAAGCGAUUUUGUUGAAUAUAAUGCUCGAUUUGAACAGAUUGUAUUCGGCAGAAAAAGCAGCAGCAAGAGACAAAACAAAGAUACCUCAAUAUUUCCAAAUGUUGAUGGAUAGAGCGACAAACAAGCCACAGACGAAGUUCGACACAAUAUCAGCAUACUUCACACACGCAACAGCUUUGACUCAUGAUUGGUCGUUCCCUAUAAGAUUCCCUUCUUUCUUGUUAAUCGAAGAUUUUCUUAAACAAAUGCCAUUCACGCCCGUAACUCUAAAAAGUGACGAUUUUUCAGUUGAUGGCAAAUGUUUAGUAUAUAACUUUACUAAUGAGAAUUGGGACAGUGCGGAAAUAAUUCUCAAAAACAUUUUUACAGUCGCCGUAAAUGGAAAAGACGUAAAAAGUGGAACAGUCAUCACUUCUCCAAGUAGAAUCACAAUUCACGCCGAUAAAAAGGAUUUCGAGAUUGUAAUUAAGAUGAAGUUCCCUAAGUACGAAGAAGGCUUGGCUUUCUUCACAUCCAAGUUCAAUGAAUUCCUCCAAAUCUGUGAUGUGAUGAGAUCGAAAUGGACUCCUAAGAUGGAUGAAGAACUUUUAAAGAUUUUGAGAUCAAUAAACUCAGAUGAAAUUGCAUCAGAACUGGCAGAUGAAGAUUACGCGAGAUCACAGCUUUUAUCAGCAAUUCCUCAGAAAUACGUCAAUGUCCGAAUUUCCCUUGUUAAACAGCUCGAUUCGAUCAUGGAGUAUCUUCUAAAGAAAGUCGAUAUAAAGACGAGUGGUUUGUUGGCUGGGGGACUCCUUGCAGCAAGAACAGCCAUCGCAACACGCCACAAACAAGGAAUCUUCAAAGAGAGAGUGUCAAACAACUUGAAAGACAACAACAGAUUGCACUUGAGAUUCAACAGAUCAAGAGCCAUUUUGCACAUGAACAGACCAGAUCAUCCAUCAGCUUCCACUUUGUUGAGGCAGUUGAUUGAACAAGUUCCACUGAGAUUGAUUGAUUCAUUGAAGAGAGAUUCAGUUCCAUGGCAUGUAGAUUUGAUCGGAGAAGGCGCUUUGGAUGCAGGUGGACCAAGUAGAGACAUAUUCAGCCAGAUGUGCAUCGAAUUAUUCCAUCCAAGCACUGGUUUGUUCAUCAGUUCUCCAAACACUCAGUAUUUGCCUAGAAAUGCUCAAAACGUUGACAGAUUCGUGCCUAAUCCAAGCUGUACAGAUUUAGUGCAACUGGAAUACGCAGGAGUGUUGAUGUCAAUUGCUUACGUCAGUCGAAUGCCUCAACCAUUUAGAUUCGCUGAAUUUGUUUGGAGAUUUUUGACAGGACACCAAUUAACAAUUGAAGACAUUUACUCAGUUGAUUCCGCUUUUGCUAGUUCGAUCAAAGCGUUUAAAGAGAAUCCUGCGAAGACAUUACUAGCACACGAAUACUCCUUCACAGUUGUUAAUGUCGCAGGACAAGUCAAAGAACUUAUUCCUUACGGAUCAAGUGUCAAAGUCACAAUGGAAAAUGUACAAAAAUACGUCAAAUUGUGCAAAGAAUACAGAAUCAAAGAAUUAUUGCCACAUUUGACAUCAUUACGUCGUGGAAUCCUUCAUUUCUUACCAACAGAUGCUGUUACAUUACUCAGUUCAUGGGAACUCGAGUUGUUUGUCAGUGGAGACACAAAUGUUUCAGUCGACGAAUUGAAGAAAUGCUGCAAAUACGACGCAAUGGACAAAUCAUCGAUAAUGCUGUGGAAAGUUAUAGAGAGUUUCACACCGAACGAAAGAAUGUUGUUCAUCAAAUUCGCAACAGGAAGAAUGGGAUUACCAUCACCAGGAAUGUCAUGGCACUCCAGCCUGACAAUUACAUGGCUUCCUCUCCAAGGAAGAACAGAUGAAAACGCAGAGCUACCGACAGCACAAACAUGUUCUUCAACGAUAAAGAUUCCGAGAUACACAACAGAAGAGUCUAUGGCAAAGAAGAUAAGGACAGCUAUCUUCUACGGAGGAGAGAUUGUUAAUGAUAGAACACAGAAUGCAGCAGAUAUAGUUCAACUUUCAUAA